Molecule: messenger RNA, 351 nt
Organism: Cooperia oncophora
Lineage: Eukaryota; Metazoa; Nematoda; Chromadorea; Rhabditida; Trichostrongylidae
Source: the annotation of a GenBank genome assembly
AUGGCCACGUAUAUGAUUGAUACGCAUUGUCAUCUGGUUGAUAAUAAAUUCAAAUCCGAUGUCGAUGACGUUAUUGAACGAGCAAAAUCGAGGGAUGUCAAGCAUGCAGUGGUAUGUCCGGAGUAUGCAAGCCAAUUUGACGCCGUGUUAGAACUAAAGUCAAGGCAUCCUGAUUUCGUAUUGCCAGCCAUAGGGAUACAUCCAAUUCAGAAGAAGAAUAAAUCUGUCAAACUGGAGGAUAUUGAAGGCGUAGAAGCGUUCAUCUCGAAGCAUAGAGAUCAGAUCUAUUGUAUCGGCGAGGUUGGCUUGGAUUUUACUGAAAGGUACAAUAUUGGUCCUGAGAAGAUGGUC